AUGGGCCGCAAGCCAAAUCAACUCAUUACAGAGUAUUUUGAGCGCGGCCCUAAACUGGAGGACGCGAGCAAUCGAUACCAGCACACUUGCAAGUCCUGCGGAGAGAAGUUUCCCAAGGGUAGAAUUGAUAGCCUCAUAAAUCAUCUAACCAAGAAAUGUCCUGCGCUUCCCGUUAGCGACCGCCAACGAGCACUUUUACAAUUCCAUGAUCUUCCAGAGCUUCCAGAAACCAGACGACCCUCCAUUGCAAUCCAAAAUGGGCUACCUUUUACUCCGAAGCAGAGCAUGUCUGGAUUAGAGGCACUAGCAGAGGUUUCAAGGCAACAAUUGGAUCUCACAGGAAAACAUGUGAGCUCUAGAGGCGGAAAGAAACAACAUUCUCGUAAUACUGGUGAACAUGGUGGAACUCUCCUGGAAGACUUCCUCGUGUCAGACGACUCUAGGUCUGACCUCAACACGAUUGGAGUGACCGAUCGCCACGGUAGGUACACACACCAUAAGGAACAGAAUUUUAAUGCGCAUGGACCAACUCAGCCGCAAGAAACGUUCGCGGAUUUCGGAUUGCAAUUCGAAACUUUGCGGCAGCAUGUCUCCAGUCUACCCCCCUUGUUCCCACAGUCCAACAGUACUCUGACUGCACACGAUUCUCCUCAGCCCUCUGCCCCACCUUUGGGACACAAUGUAGUAUCCACCUCUAGCGUGUCAUCUCCCACUUUGAUGAUGACGGCUUCUGCUGCCCAGAAUCUUAUGCCCGAUCUAACAGACCCCAACGUAGUCCUGUCAGAUAAGUUCAACUUGCCUGCCACAGGUAGACCAUUAUGGACGAACUUGCAGAAUAUAGAUCCAUCUUUAACAGAAACAACGAACCCCGGACCAGUGUCUGUUUCAGAAACACAGUCUAAGGCAGUCACCACGCCAACGCAACUAGGGUCUAAUAUGCUUAAACCUAGUGCUUCACAGACACAUUUCACCACGGACUUCAGCAUCGAUCAAAAGCCUGGGAAACACAAAGUCCGGGGGCGAUUCUCAGAUACGCGACGCAAAGAGGUUCAGGAGGUUAGGAAAAGAGGCGCAUGUAUCCGUUGCCGCAUGCUUAAGAAACCUUGUUCUGGUGAGACACCUUGCGGUACAUGUAGCAGUGUCGAUAGUGCGAGAUUGUGGAGGCACCCUUGCAUCCGGACUAGGAUUGCAGAAGAGUUUGGUCUAUACUCUGCAGGACUUCACACCGUUUUGGCGUUUCACGCUCUUGGAAAUGUCAAAAGCCAGUUACAGAAGAUUCCGGGUCGGAUGGAGGUCAAACAUAUACCUGAGUCUACGACAUAUGUAACAUUCUUGCCCUUAAAGGGCAAAACCCCAUUAGAUCCUCUUCUCUUUGGUACUACAGUUGACGGUACAGUGGAUACCAGUGAUCCUGCGGCCCUUGACGCAGAUACUGACGACCUUGCGGGCAAGAUGGAACAAUACAUCCGCAAACUUGCCCAGACUUAUCACCAAACUGAAAGCUCUGGGUUCAUGCAGAUCACUUUGUCAACUCUAGCCGGGUUUGGCACGGAUCUUAAGGAUGACGUUAUAAUGGAUGAUCUUAUAAUGAGGUCCCUUGAAUUGUGGGUCGCAACGACAAUUCUCGCAAAUCGAAACAUUACAUGGCAGAUAUCACUGAAUGCAUCGACUCCAGCCUGCGCCAACCUUGUUGAAAUAACAGACUCUGAUAUCGAGAACGACUCGAAAAUGUCAAUUAAUCGACUCCCUAUCACGCCAGCAGAAGAUCACGAGUCUUACAAAAUAAUUGCGCUUCAAUUACUCGGAGCCACUGAGAAGCGUGCUGCCACACUUUCCAAAUCAAUUAUGAAUGACAUUGAGCGUCGGCUACUCCAGAGGCAGCAAGCAAAGCCUUUUGAAACCUACUUGGUCUCAAUCGUCCUCUUGGCGUGUGUUGAGCGUAUGUGUUGGUACUUCAAAACGUGGGAAAUUACGAGUAAUGAAACAUCUACCGAUACAGCCAGUGUCCCUGCAGACGCGGCAGCUGAGCUCAGAACCACCCUACUGGGGAGCGAACAACAGUUUGUAUCCAAGCAUUGGCCGCUUGACAAGGCUCCUCCCUACUACAGCCAACAGGGAGAGCGUUUCAGUGAUGUGCUGGUAAUGUUACUGCGCAUGCGAGGUGUUCCACCAAAACCAGCUGUACGGCAAUCAGAUGGGGUGAUAAUUCCAGUCGGCGAACAUGUUGACGACGCUGUGCGUGACUGGUUUAAUCGAGUCUCUCUUGGCGCAGCCUGGCUGGAGGAGAGACCUAACGCACGCUUUAUCGGUGAGACUCCGAUUGAAUGGGAAGGGAAAUACUGGUGCAAAGUCAUCAACGCGAUACUGGUUCGAUGA
This is a messenger RNA of Pseudovirgaria hyperparasitica, 2376 nucleotides long. RefSeq lists its product as uncharacterized. Bases 1 to 2376 code for a protein of 791 amino acids. Gene Ontology annotation, biological process: regulation of DNA-templated transcription. NCBI's taxonomy places the organism in Eukaryota, Fungi, Ascomycota, Dothideomycetes, Acrospermales, Acrospermaceae. The transcript is spliced from 6 exons. The record is from RefSeq and is a predicted model, not a curated record. Gene Ontology annotation, molecular function: zinc ion binding; DNA-binding transcription factor activity, RNA polymerase II-specific.